Fukomys damarensis (Damara mole-rat) is the source of this 941-nucleotide messenger RNA. RefSeq names its product interleukin 12A (gene Il12a). NCBI's taxonomy places the organism in Eukaryota, Metazoa, Chordata, Mammalia, Rodentia, Bathyergidae. The annotation marks the transcript as partial. Gene Ontology annotation, biological process: immune response. Gene Ontology annotation, cellular component: extracellular region. The transcript is spliced from 7 exons. The record is from RefSeq and is a predicted model, not a curated record. Gene Ontology annotation, molecular function: growth factor activity; interleukin-12 receptor binding.
CCUUCGCGCCGUUUCCUCCUUUUGGCCACCGCCGUCCUCCUGGUCCAUCUCGGUUUGGCCAGGAACCUCCCCAGGGCCACAGCAGUCGCAGAAACCUUCCAGUGCCUUAACCACUCCCAAACCCUGCUGAGCGCGGUGAGAAGCGCACUUCAAAGGGCCCAACAAACCCUAGAAUUUUACUCUUGUACUCCUGAAGAGAUUGAUUAUGAAGAUAUCACAAAAGACAAAACCAGCACAGUGAAGGCCUGUGUGCCACUGGAACUAGUCAAGAACGAGAGCUGCCUGGCUUCUGGACAUGCUUCUUUCAUAACUAAUGGGAGCUGCCUUGCUUCCAGAAAGACCUCUUUUAUGAUGAUCCCGUGCCUUAACAGUAUCUAUGAGGACUUGAAGCUGUACCAAGUGGAGUUCCAGGCCAUGAAUGCAAAACUUUUGUUGGAUCCUACCAGGCAGAUCUUUGUAGACCAAAACAUGCUCUCAGCUAUUGAUGAGUUGAUGCAGGCCCUGAAUGCCAGCAGUGAGCCUGUACCACAAGAACCUUCCCUUGAAGAACCAGACUUUUAUCAAGCUAAAGUCAAGUUCUGCAUACUUCUUCAUGCCUUCAGAAUUCGCGCAGUGACUAUCGACAGAAUGAUGAGUUAUCUGAGUUCUUCCUAAAAGGCUGAGGGCCUUCCCAGCAUCAGGAUCACUUUUAUAAAAUUCGACCCAAGGAAAUUUUAAUAAGCUGGGGGUUAGGAACUGGGGAGGCAGAGAGAGACUUGGUCAUACUUACACUCCUACAAGAAACCUCUUGCUUCUGUUAUAUCAGUGCAUCCCCAUUUGAAAGGUGGUGGCACUACGUCCACACAAUGCCUUUAAUCAAGUGACUUUCACAUUUAUGCUUUGACAUUUAUUAUUAAUAAGUAUUUUUUAAGUUUCUAUGAGCAUAUUUCUAGCAAGGGAAA